AUGUGUGCCACAGGAUGUUUUCCGCUCGCAAAAUGGGCAAGUAAUUCAACGAAAUUACUCUCUCAAGUCACUCCAGUUGAAACCCAAGAAGAUACACUACGAGAUCUUGGGGAUACUACAGUAAAAGUGGUCGGAUUAACCUGGAAUUCAACACAGGAUAAAUUCCAGUUUGGCUAUUCGCUACCAGAAGCAUCUCCAACAACUAAACGCAUAAUUUUAUCUGAAAUUACUCACUUGUUUGACCCGCUUGGGUUUUUGGUACCGAUCUUCGUAAGAGCCAAGAUGUUCAUGCAGAAGCUAUGGCUGCAGAACUUCGACUGGGAUGCUACGCUAUCGCCAGUUACCAAGAUUCAAAAAUCGCUAUCAAGUGUCAACUGGGAUUUUAUUCCAGUGAAUCUUAAUCCAGCUGACUGCGCUUCAAGAGCUUUAACAGCAGUCAAAUUAGAACAGCAUUCGCUAUGGUGGACGGGACCUAAGUGGCUCAGUCAAUCAAAAGAGAACUGGCCAUUUUUUGACAUCCCUACGCAGACGGUAUCACAUCUUGAAGAACGUCCAGGUCUGGGUUUUACCAUCUUCAAGGCAGAUUCACACCUGCUACACACGCUACUGGAUGAAUUUUCUAAAUUGUCACCACUACUUCGCACGCUUGGAAUCUGCCUACGUGCCAUUGCUAAAUUUGAACAAGUGCCACAGUCCACACUGGCCACACCACUAUCUACAGUUGACCUGAAACUCACAAAGACUUUGCUGAUUAAGUACACACCAAAACAGUACUAUUCGCAAGAGCUGAAACUACUGAAAGAUGGUGAUUCUCUACAACGAAAUCAUCGUCUCGCUGAAUUGAUUCCCUACGUCGACUACAACAGAGUACUCAGAGUCGGCGGUCGCGUGAAGAAUUCGCUACUGGAUGAUGACCAAAAAAAUCCAGCUAUUUUACCAAGAUCAUCACGCUUAAGUACGCUAUUAAUAGAUCAUUCGCAUCAUAGAACAUUCCACGGGAGAACUCAAUUUACUCUCGCUGAUCUACGGAGAUUUGUCUGGAUAGAAGGUGGGCGAGUUCCAGUCAGGUCUCAUAUUCUUCGCUGCGUCGUGUGCACGAGACAUAGAGGCGUUCGUGCAUAA
Messenger RNA from Microplitis mediator, 1122 nucleotides. RefSeq lists its product as uncharacterized. NCBI's taxonomy places the organism in Eukaryota, Metazoa, Arthropoda, Insecta, Hymenoptera, Braconidae. The record is from RefSeq and is a predicted model, not a curated record. The coding region runs from base 1 to 1122 and encodes 373 amino acids. The transcript is spliced from 2 exons.